Messenger RNA from Sorghum bicolor (sorghum), 606 nucleotides. Its product is annotated as 10 kDa prolamin. The record is from RefSeq and is a predicted model, not a curated record. The transcript has a single exon. The coding region runs from base 59 to 502 and encodes 147 amino acids. NCBI's taxonomy places the organism in Eukaryota, Viridiplantae, Streptophyta, Magnoliopsida, Poales, Poaceae.
UCCAUCGCCCUCACAAACGCAUAUCUACUAUUCUCUUGGAAGCAAGGAAACCACCGCCAUGGCAGCCAAGAUGUUUGCAUUGUUUGCACUCCUAGCUCUUUGUGCAAGCGCCACAAGUGCGACCCAUAUUCCAGGGCACUUGCCACUAGUGAUGCCAUUGGGUACCAUGAACCCAUGCACGCAGUACUGCAUGAUGCAACAGAGGUUUGCCAGAUUGUUAGCGUGGCCAAUCCCGAUGCUACAGCAACUGUUGGCCUUACCGCUUCAGCCGGCGUAUCAGACGCCAAUGAUGAUGCCGAACAUGAUGCCACCAAUGAUGAUGAGGCCGACGAUGAUGCCACCAAUGACGAUGAUGCCGAGCAUGAUGUCAUUGCCACAAUGUCACUGUGAUGCCAUCUCCCAGAUUAUGCAGCAACAGCAGUUACCAUUCAUGUUCAACCCAACAGCCAUGGCGAUCCCACCCAUGUUCUUACAGCAACCCUUCGUUAGUUCUGCAUUCUAGAUAGAAAUAUUUGUGUUGUGUACUGAAUAAUAAAGUUGACAUGCCAUCGCAUGUGACUCAUUAUUAGGAAUAAAACAAGCCAAUAAAUUGCUUUUCCCUUAUUA